AUGGCGGGUCAUAAGGCAGGUGAUCCCUUGGAAUGCUACAGUAUUCCGUUAGUUUUGAACAAAGAUCCUGAUUUGGAUGAUGAAGGGAAUCCAGUCCUUGGACAAGAUGGCAAUCCUAGACACCGCUGUGGAUUUAAAAUUGGUGGAGGUAUUGACCAGGAUAACACAAAAUGUCCUUAUGGAUAUUCUGACAAGGGUAUAUAUGUCACUUACAUUCAUGAGGGUGGGCCCGCUGCCAGGUGCGGACUUCAGGUUCAUGACAAAAUUUUACAG
Ylistrum balloti is the source of this 273-nucleotide messenger RNA. RefSeq names its product tax1-binding protein 3 homolog. Gene Ontology annotation, molecular function: protein binding. Lineage: Eukaryota; Metazoa; Mollusca; Bivalvia; Pectinida; Pectinidae. The record is from RefSeq and is a predicted model, not a curated record. The transcript has 3 exons. The annotation marks the transcript as partial.